Molecule: messenger RNA, 3259 nt
Organism: Spodoptera litura
Lineage: Eukaryota; Metazoa; Arthropoda; Insecta; Lepidoptera; Noctuidae
Gene: opa
Product: Zic family member odd paired
Biological process (GO): regulation of transcription by RNA polymerase II
Cellular component (GO): nucleus
Molecular function (GO): DNA-binding transcription factor activity, RNA polymerase II-specific; RNA polymerase II cis-regulatory region sequence-specific DNA binding
Source: RefSeq, a predicted model, not a curated record
AUGAUUUUGACGUCGAGUUCGGUACCAUUGGGUGAAAAAGUUUACGGUGUCCCGCCCUUCUGCCGGCGUGCAGGGCUGCGUUCGCGCCUUGGGGCCCGGUCCGGACAAAAUAUUUUCUAAGAAGCAGUAUGUCGGCUGUGUCGAGGGGCGGCGACGCGGGAGCCCGCAGUCAUGCUGAGAGCCUCAGCGGAGUCAGUGGACACACGUCGCGAAGCCUUUCAUCGUUACGAGAAAAAAUCGUUGCGUGACAAUUUGUCCAAAAAACUUAUGUUACCAACGAGCCGGCCUGAUAGCGCAGAAUGCGGCUGUGAACCCGACACGAGAUUGUUAUAACGAUGCGCCAACACCUGUGAUACUAAUUGCUCUAGUUACAUGAGGAUACUGAAAUUUAUUUUAGAUACAUAUGUAUAUGUUCAGUGAAGUGUUUUCAUAUUUUCUUGUGCUUCUAUAUAAAACUAAGUGAUUUUUUUCAUGCGUACAUCGAUUUAAUGAAGACUGGAUUUCUACUAAAACUGCAAGGCACAAACCAGAGGAACUGAUAUACAAAGACAGUGAAGAUACCAGAGCAAGUGUAUAGGCUGAAUUCAGUUUCGCCUAUCAUCAGCAGCCUCGUUGAGCGUCGGUAACGACGCAGUUUCCAAAGCCGUCAUCAGCGGGGACAACCCCGCCGCGUGGAUGGUGGCGGGCGAAUGGGGCUAUGCGCCGGCGUCGGCCACCCCCGCCAUGAAUGCCUUCCUCGAGACCAACCAUGCACAUCUGGCUUCCUAUGGCCUGAAGAUGUCUCCACAACCAGGGUGCGGCGUGGGCGCGCAGCACCGCGCCGCCGCACCACACCCGCCCCCUCCGCACCACCCGCCGCACUACCAGCCAUACCCGCUGCACUCCUACCAGCCCGGGUACUUGCGCGAGUACAGCGGCUGUGGCGAGCUCUUCCCACAGCAGCCUCUGGAGCAGAGCUGGGACUGGCGAGGUGACGCCGUGCACUACCAGGGCGGUGCACCUCCCCUAGUGCCGCAUGCCCAUGCACACGCACCCCACGCCUUCCUACGAUAUGUGCGCGCGCCUCCUCGCCGUGACAUGCGGUGUCAAUGGCUCGAUCCUGAACAACCGCCUCCAAGGAAAUUGUGCAACAAACUUUUCUCAAGUAUGCACGAGAUCGUGACGCAUCUGACAGUGGAGCAUGUCGGCGGGCCCGAGUGUACCACGCACGCGUGUUUCUGGCAGGGCUGCUCGCGAAACGGUCGGCCCUUCAAAGCGAAAUACAAAUUGGUGAAUCACAUCCGUGUACACACUGGAGAGAAACCAUUCCCCUGCCCGUUCCCCGGCUGUGGCAAAGUGUUUGCAAGAUCUGAAAACCUCAAAAUCCACAAAAGGACACACACUGGAGAAAAACCAUUUAAAUGCGAGUACGCGGGCUGCGACCGACGGUUCGCGAACUCUUCGGACAGGAAGAAACACUCACACGUGCACACAUCUGACAAGCCGUACAACUGCCGCGUGCACGGCUGCGACAAGUCGUACACGCACCCCUCGUCGCUGCGCAAGCACAUGAAGGUGCACGGCGCUGCUGGUGACGCCUCCCCGCGGUAUGACAGUGACGGUGACGACUCCUCGUCUGCCGGCAGUGUCAGCGUGACCGCAGGCGCUGCCAGCCCUGCUGCGCCCCUGCCCCCGCCGCCAGCGCCUGCGCCGCAGCACCAUCCACAUCACCACCCCUCAAUCACAGAUAAACUAGAGAGCCUAAAUGAAAAAUACCUUAACCCUCACGAUCAGAAACCUUACGAGCGACCACCGGCGCCGCCCCACCACAACCAAGCCCCACAUCUGACCAACAUCGGUGGGAACGGCGUCAUGGAUAACAAACUGGGCUUCGGUGGUCACUGGACACAAUUCCAGCAACCAGCACCGACGAUGCCGCACGGUGUACCUGACUGGUGGUGUCCCACGCAGGAGACCUACCACCAUCACCACUUGAUGCACCACUCGGGAGCCGCCGCCGCCUACUGACCGCAUCGCGCUUAGCGAACUCUUCAUUCGACGAACUCCAGCUAAUGGGAGCACCAACGACGACUUAAUUACAUGGCUCUAGCUUGUGUAGGUUAAUUAAUCAAUUUAAUUGUAAGCCGAUUGGUACUCGAGCGAGUCCGCAAUCGACGUGGAAUGAAAAGUUCACUAAAGCGCUUUGGACCAGUAUUGUUUUAAUGUGUUACGCUUAUUAUAAAUGUAAUUAGUCCAUAGUCAAUCCGACCAGUUCUAAAUCAUCGCCAAACGUCAGCCGUCCGAGAGAUAUUUAAUAUUUGGGUCUACUGUUAAGAAAAAGUUGUUUGAUAGAAUGGUGACAAUGUAAACAGGCAACAAUGGGACCUCGUGUCACAAGUUCUAUUGUUUACUGUAAAACAAGUGAGUUGUAAACAAUCACCGCUAGUUGAAUGUUUUACACAAUGUCAUAUAUUUCCUGUAAACAAUUUAACGAUGAGAAGUGUCUUAUUAUUUUUUGGAAAACGAUUCCUUUAUUGAAUAAGUAAGUAUUGUGUGUUUGUAGCAUUUGUGACGUUCAUGGGCACAGUGACACUGCGACGAAUAUUUUUGUCAACCUUCUGCAAUCGUUGACAGUGAUUUAUGACAGUCUUUGUGCACUGUGGAGACGCAUACAAACAGACGUAUUGUCUGAAAUUUUAGUUUUGCGAUACGAGAAUAAUUAAAUAUUCACACCUUUCAGCCUUGUACAUUUAUACUCUGUACUCCACAAGAAAAUACAUACAACUUUGUCAGCGACAGAAGCGGUACCUAUAAUAGCAAAUAUUAAAGGAAACUUGUAACAUAAAAUUAUAAUGAUCAGCAUGGCCAAAGCACCGAAGUCUAAUAAAACUACGAUUUUAUAGGUUGUAAAAUGUAUGUAAAUUGUUAGUGUUAAGUUAGAUAGUACGCUGUAAAAUAUAUAUUUAAGGAAAUGCCCAGUGAUAAUAGAGAUAAGGGUUUGAUUUGUAUGUAUAUUUCACUCAAGUGUUGCUCCUUCAUCGUGCUGCGGACUCUUGAACUACAUAUAUUAUGUAUAUUUAUAUUGAACAUAGUGCUAUUUUUUCACGGACCGAAGUUUUAGAUAGUGAAAGUUUAAAGUGUACCUAUAAUAAUAUUAUCUACCUAUUUGACUGAAAAACAUUACGUACUUUAAGUUAUUUUAAGAUGAAAUUGUUGUCUUUUCUACAGCCCUGUAAAUAGCAAGAAAUAAAAAUAAACAAAUAUUUCGAUUUCAUGGAUA